AUGACAACCACAUCAUCAUGGAAUCAGUUUACCGUUCACGAACAACACAAUGAACAGAUAUAUUGCCUCAUCUUCAAUUACAAAGAUCGACAACGACUACUACCAGAUAUGCCUCCAUUGCGAAGCGGAUGGGUUACUCGGAAUGCAUAUCGAGGCUGCCCUCGUGACAUGAGGGAAGAGACAAAAGAAUGCAUGAGGCUGGCUGAAGGGCAAUUCUCCAAAUCAACAAGUCAUCCUCUCCGUUGUAUCUUCAGUCUCAAUUGUGCAACUUCCAAACAGAUAGUCCAAGGUGAACAAAACAGCAAAAUGUUCUCCAAGCUCUUUAUUGCCGUUACCACCUUGAUGCCAAUUUUGGCCAUGGCGGCCCCCCAGGUUGAUACUACCAUUCAUGCUUCCCUUUGGAGUGAACCAGAUCGGGGAGGUCCCCAACAGAAUAUCCUCGACACCAAUUGCCACGAUCUGGACCUCAACCAUGUUCCUCAAUGUGGCGGACCGGUUUUGUGUACCUUUGGUCUAUAUGUAGCUGACUUCGAGGCCAACCCCCCUCCGGGAUGCUCAGCAGAAGUUGCAACUACUGCCGCCUCUAUCAUCUGCUCCUAG
This is a messenger RNA of Aspergillus costaricaensis CBS 115574, 600 nucleotides long. RefSeq lists its product as uncharacterized. The coding region runs from base 1 to 600 and encodes 199 amino acids. NCBI's taxonomy places the organism in Eukaryota, Fungi, Ascomycota, Eurotiomycetes, Eurotiales, Aspergillaceae. The record is from RefSeq and is a predicted model, not a curated record. The transcript is spliced from 6 exons.